AUGUCACGAAUCCUCCAGCAGGGCCCCGACGGCAAGGGCCCGAAUACAAAAGCCUACGACCGUCCGCGUCGUCAUGGCCGUAAUGAUUGGCGAAGACUCAUGUUCCUGGGCUUGGCAGUCUUCAUCAUGAUGGCCGGAUCGUGGAAAAGGGCCCUCUGGCUGGUGCCGUCGCUAGCAGUGCCUGUGCUGUCGGGUGCAUCCUGCAAGUUUGACCUGUACAAGCACUUGGGAAACUUGUCGCCGUAUUUUGUGCCAGACAAUACUCCGGCCUCUUUAAAGUCUGGCGCGCCGCCGGGCUGUACAGUCGACAAGGGCUUCCUUGUGCACCGACACGGCAGCCGUAAUCCUCUGUCGGACGAGGUUGGCGUUAUACAAAACCUGUCAUACUAUAUCAACAACAACUCGGCCCUCUUCUCGACUCCACAGACGGAGCUGCCGGCCGAGUACGCCUUUUUGACGGCGGGCUGGAACAGCACCUUUACCAUCAAUGACCUGUCUGCCCCCGGCCGACAGCAGCUCUUUGACCAUGGCGUGGCCAUGAAGCUCAAGUACCCUGAUCUGUUCACCGACGUUGUGCUUGCCGGCGACCAGGAUCGCGUGGUGGAGUCGGCCGUCUGGUUCAUGGACGGCUACUAUGGCCGUUAUGUCAACUCGACAGCGACUCUGAACCGCAUUGCCGAGGAUGAUGUCACUGUGAGCUGGAUCACCCCAGUCGAUACUUGCGAUGGCUGGGAGUACAGCCUGGGAGGCAGCCUGGUCACUGAAUGGGGUGCCGUCUACCUGCCUCCCAUUGCAAAGCGGAUCAACAGCUUACUGGCUGAAGCCUAUCCGACUGUGAAUUUCACAGCCGCCCAUGUCCACGGCAUGUUGUACGCCUGUGCAUAUGGCACUGCUGUGUAUGGCAUCGACUCAUCUCCGUGGUGUCCCAUCUUUCUCCCAGAAGAGAUUCUCAACCACGAAUACGAGUAUGAUCUCCUGAUGCGAGGUGCCUUUGGCUACGGCUUGCCAGACGACAUGGGCACCGUUGUAGGCAGCCUCCUCGUGUCAAACGUGACCGCGUUCCUUCAGGACAACUCGGGGCCCAACCUGUCGUUGAACUUUGGCCACGACACCACGAUUGACCUCGGACUGACGGCGCUCGGUCUCGCCGCGGACCCGGCAUACCCUCCAGAGGGACCUGUCAAUGCCACACGUGCUUGGCGGACGGCGAACCAGGUGCCCUUUGCUGCACAAAUGUUUUGGAGGAGUCUGUCGUGCGGCGAGGACACCAGGAUCCAGCUGCUGCUCAAUGAGGCCAACUUUGACCUGAGCCCGACUGGUUGUAAGAGCGAUGAAUAUGGGACAUGCAGCUUUGGGGACUUUAUUGCUGCUGACACUGUCCAGGCCGCGCUCAAUGUGACGCACGGCGAUGCGAGAUGGUCGGCUGCAUGUGCUGCAAGUCAAUAA
Messenger RNA from Pestalotiopsis fici W106-1, 1446 nucleotides. RefSeq lists its product as uncharacterized. Gene Ontology annotation, molecular function: acid phosphatase activity. Bases 1 to 1446 code for a protein of 481 amino acids. The transcript has a single exon. NCBI's taxonomy places the organism in Eukaryota, Fungi, Ascomycota, Sordariomycetes, Amphisphaeriales, Sporocadaceae. The record is from RefSeq and is a predicted model, not a curated record.